Messenger RNA from Neoarius graeffei (lesser salmon catfish), 1262 nucleotides. It is a transcript of the gene gtf2e2, whose product is annotated as general transcription factor IIE, polypeptide 2, beta. Gene Ontology annotation, cellular component: transcription factor TFIIE complex. The record is from RefSeq and is a predicted model, not a curated record. The coding region runs from base 179 to 1051 and encodes 290 amino acids. Lineage: Eukaryota; Metazoa; Chordata; Actinopteri; Siluriformes; Ariidae. Gene Ontology annotation, biological process: transcription initiation at RNA polymerase II promoter. The transcript has 8 exons.
UAUCACAAGAAACAAAGAAAAAGUGCGGCGUCGUCUUUUUUAGGUUGUAGUUAGCUUGUGGCGUUGACGCUUACAAUGCAGAACUGAAUUAAACCCAAGGGCAGCUCAUGAGCUUCGGAUUAAGACAAGAAUAUCACAGGUCUUUCUGUCAAAGGAAGAUCGUAGUCGGAUAAGCGGGAUGGACCCUGCUUUGCUGAGAGAGCGUGAACUCUUUAAGAAGAGGGCUCUGUCCACUCCGGCAGUAGAGAAGAGACCGGCGUCCUCUGAAACCUCUGGCUCUUCCAAGAAAAAGAAGAGUAAACCAGACAAAGACUCUUCAGCUUCUAAAAACAACGCAGACUCCAGUAAUGGAUCCUUUAGUCUCAAAGCUCUCUCUGGAAGCUCAGGCUACAAGUUUGGGGUUCUGGCACGAAUCGUCAACUACAUGAAGACGAGGCAUCAGAGAGGAGACACUCAUCCCCUAACUCUGGAUGAGAUUUUGGACGAGACCAAGCUGUUGGACAUCGGCUUGAAGCAGAAGCAAUGGCUCAUGACUGAGGCCUUGGCAAGUAACCCCAAGAUAGACGUGCGUGAAGGGAAAUACGCCUUUAAACCUAAAUACCACCUGAAGGACAAGAAAGCACUGCUCAGGUUGCUGGAUAAGCAUGAUCAGCAGGGUUUAGGAGGAGUACUGCUGGAUGAUGUGGAGGAGGGCCUGCCAAACGCUGCCAAGGCCAUCAAGGCUCUUGGAGAUCAGAUCAUAUUUGUGUCCAGACCUGACAAGAAGAAGAUUCUCUUCUACAAUGACAAACACUGUCACUUCGAAGUAGAUGAAGAGUUCCAGAAACUGUGGCGCAGCGUUCCAGUUGAUUCCAUAGAUGACGAAAAGAUUGAAGAGUACCUGAAGAGACAGGGCAUCUCAUCGAUGCAGGAUACAGGACCAAAGAAAAUUGCACCAGUCCCAAAGAGGAAGAAGCCGGCAAUGCAGAAGAAGAGACGGUUCAAGACUCACAAUGAUCAUCUGAACGGUGUUUUGGAGGACUACUCCGAUGGAGUUCCCAUGAAGAAGUGACGCCCGUUCACACACGUCCCACAUCGGCUGGGAUAAAGACUCAAAGUGAAGAUUGACGUGUGUGUACACUGUAUCGCAUUGCCAAAACCACAUGGAGACUAACAGACACAAUUCUAAUGUGAAGCGACUGUAAAUAUUUUCUUUUUGUGCCAGCACUUUAAGUAUGUUGGAAGCGCCUUUUUUUUUAAGAAUAAAAUUUAAAAUCACUGUG